AUGGAUUCUGAGCUGCCAUCCGCGGUGCCACUCCGAGCCAAGGCGAAGGGCACGACCCGGAACUGGCUGCAAAAGAAGUUCUUGGAUAACUUUCUGAUAAUUGGUCUGGCAGUGGCCGUAGCUGUGGCUUUGGCUUGGCCGUACCCAGGAGAUGAAGUGUCGCAGCACAAGGUUGGGAGCUUCCGCAUUGUCACAACGGUCAACAUCUGCACCAUUUUUGUCAUCUCCGGCCUGACCCUGGACACCCAAGAUAUCAUCACUGCAAUCACUGCCUUCCGCUCCCUAGCCUACGGCCUCAUAGCUAUUCUCAUCAUAACCCCCACUCUGGGAUUUGGAAUCGUCAAAUUGCCCUUCGAGCCUGAGGAGUUUGCGCCAGGGCUGGCCAUCUUCGCUGCUGUGCCCACAACACUCUCCUCGGGGGUGUCAAUGGUGAACCAGGCUCGAGGCAACACUGCUCUGGCUCUGAUGCUAACGAUCGGCAGCAACCUGGCAGGGGUAGCAACAGUGCCCUUCACGAUUGACCUCAUCAUUGCGCAUGGUGGUAACGUAGAUAUAGACACGUUGGCGCUGUUGGUCAAACUCCUGCUGACAAUCCUGCUGCCAGUUAUUGUGGGCAAGGGCCUCAGGGAACUGGUCCCCUGGCUUCGCCGACUCGCAAAGGAGCACAAGCCAUUGUUGAGCAUCGUCAGCAAUGGCAGCCUUGUGCUGAUCGUCUGGCAGUCGCUCAGCCGGUCAAGGGACCUUGUCCUGGACCAGCGUGGCAAGGAUGUGGGGAUCAUCAUGGCAGCAGCUGCGGGCAUGCACCUCAUUUACUUGGUUUGGAAUUCUGCUGCCACAGUGGUUCUGGCGCUGCCGCCCCGAGAAAUGCGGUCAGUGGUGCUGAUGGCCAGUCAGAAGACGUUGCCUGUGUCCCUCACUGUCAUAUCCUUCCUGGACGAGUCCAUCUGGGACCUGGGCCUUUUGUCGAUCCCCUGCAUCCUGGGCCACCUGGUGCAACUCUUGAUCGAUGCAGUGAUCGUGGCGAGGUGGGCGUCCAUGGGCGACCACAGCACGAUGGACACCAUAAGUUCACUGGGAGCCAUCCGGGGGCCAGGCGCUGAUGACGGUACUGUCAAGGCUGGCAUGAUGCUGGUGAGCAACCCUCUGGCCUCCAAGGACCCUUCUGGUAACGGAGUGGAUGACGGCGGCUACAUGAGGUGCAACGUGGAGGAGGAGGGGGGGUUGGGGGAGCGGGUGCACGGUCGAGAGGUCCCAGCGGCCCUGCAGGCCUUCAGCAUGAGCUCGAGCAGUGAUGACAGCUUCCAGUCGGCGCGCACAGUCUUUUCCACAUCGACCCACAUGUCCCCCAGGGGGUCACCGCACAGCGAGCCCUCCUAG
Ostreobium quekettii is the source of this 1377-nucleotide messenger RNA. The record is from the annotation of a GenBank genome assembly. NCBI's taxonomy places the organism in Eukaryota, Viridiplantae, Chlorophyta, Ulvophyceae, Bryopsidales, Ostreobiaceae.